GAGCUGAUGGAAUCAGUUACCGAAUUGCGGUGCACGCAAAUCUAACGGUGCCAAGUCUGGUUUGUACGCGGGUUUACGCGGUCGGCUGGUACGUUUUCGCGUGAGAACCCCGGACAGAAUUACUGAGAAGAAAACUACCUAAUAAAGCGGGUGAGGAUGGUCACCUGUAACUGCCCUGUAACACAACCAGGGCCGACUCUAGCUGCUACAUGCGGCGGAGCUCAGUUCAUGCUCUUCAUGGGAUUGCUGGAAGUAUUUUUGAGAUCACAAUGCGACUUGGAAGAUCCUUGUGGGCGCCCCGAAGCCACUCCGGUCCUGCCAGAGUACGACUUUAUUGUCGUUGGGGCAGGUAGCGCGGGAGCGGUUGUUGCCAGCAGGUUAUCUGAAAUACCGGAAUGGAAUAUUUUAUUGAUUGAAGCAGGAAAUGAUGAACCAACUGGAACACAAGUACCGUCUAUGUUUCUGAAUUUCAUCGGUUCUGACAUCGACUGGGGUUACCAAACGGAACCUGAACAACAAGCUUGCCUGGCUGAAAAUGAACAAAGAUGUUACUGGCCUCGAGGAAAGGUUAUGGGAGGUACAUCAGUUAUGAAUGGAAUGAUGUAUAUACGUGGUUCACGCAAAGACUAUGAUGACUGGGCUGCAGCUGGAAACGACGGUUGGAGUUACAACGAAGUGUUGCCGUAUUUCCUAAAGAGCGAGGAUAACAAGCAAGUUGACAAAAUGGAUCGGGGAUACCAUGCCGAAGGAGGCUUAUUGCAGGUGUCACAGUUCCCGUAUCAUCCACCAUUAUCCAGGGCUAUAAUUAAAGCCGCUGAAGAAUUAGGUCAACCCAUUAGAGACUUAAACGGUAUCUAUCACACCGGUUUUCAAAUAGCCCAAACGACGAACAAGAAUGGGUCGAGAUUGAGCUCGGCGAGGGCCUUUAUUCGACCUUUUAAAAACAGAAGGAACUUAGAUAUAUUAAUGAACGCCACCGUCUCCAAGAUCCUGAUAAAUACGACCACGAAACAGGCUUACGGGGUCGAAGUCUUGAAUCGUGGCACCAAACAAGUCAUUUAUUCCACCAAGGAAGUAAUCGUGUCUGGAGGUGCAGUCAAUUCCCCUCAAAUAUUACUGUUAUCUGGUAUUGGUCCCAGACAAGAACUUCAGCAAGUUAAAGUGCCCGUUGUACAGGAUUUACCUGGAGUAGGCAAGAAUCUCCAAAAUCAUGUUGCCUUCUUUACAAAUUUCAACAUAAACGACACGAAUACUGCCCCGUUAAAUUGGGCCACUGCUAUGGAGUACUUAUUGUUCAGAGAUGGUUUAAUGAGUGGAACAGGUGUUUCGGAAGUGACCGGCUUCAUUAACUCAAGAUACAACGAUCCCAAUCUGGACCAUCCGGAUCUUCAGUUUUUCUUCGGUGGCUUCUUAGCCAACUGUGCCAGAACGGGAAUGGUCGGCGAGAGGGUCGAUAACGGCACCCGCCAAAUUCAAAUUAUCCCGACAGUCUUGCAUCCCAAGUCCAGAGGCGAGAUAAGAUUGAAAGAUAAUAAUCCGGCAAGCCAUCCCUUGAUUUACGCUAAUUACUUCACGCAACCGGACGACGUAAAGGUGAUGGUGGAAGGAAUAAGAUUCGCUUUGAGAUUGGCUGAGACGAAAGCACUUCGAAGAUAUGGAUUCCAAUUAGAUAAGACCCCAGUUCAGGGAUGCGAAAGCAUCACCUUUGGGUCUGACAGCUACUGGGAAUGUGCCAUGAAACGUCAAACAGGGCCAGAAAACCAUCAAGCUGGUAGUUGCAAGAUGGGUCCCAAGGAGGAUCCUUUGGCUGUGGUGAAUCACGAAUUAAGGGUUCAUGGAAUCGAUAGACUACGUGUCAUUGACACGAGCAUAAUGCCAAAAGUUACAACAGGUAACACCAACGCUCCAGCUAUAAUGAUCGGCGAAAAAGGGGCCGAUUUAAUAAAGGGAAGAUGGCUGACACCUGAUGCUGGUUACUUCUUUUCCAAUCGCCCUCCAAAUCACAGGAUCAGCAGACAAUGGAACGGAUUCCUUUGGAAAAGAUAGUUUAAAAGACCGGCUAUAGAUAAUGCAUCCUUUUAUUCCUUUAAGAUUAGUGCAAAAACUACAGAUUAAGUUUUAAAAAAACUAAUUUAUGAUUUUCUAACUUAGAUUAAACAUACUAAAAGAUACAGCAAACCGGGUAUUCAAACACCUGCACGAAAAACGGAUGCCUUAAAUUUCUCAUGUAUUUUAAAGUUUUGUUACAUUAUUUGUAAGCAAUUUGUAGCUAAAUUAUUUGACUUUCUAGUAUCUUUUUCUAAUUUUUUAUCUGUCAAUUAUAAGAAGGAAAAAAAUAUUGAUAUUUUAGUGAAAGUUUGAAACAUCCUGUGGAGGCCGUUAACAAAUCAAGAAAUUUAAAAAUCGUUUUAACAUCUAGAUGUAUCUUGUUUUUUUAUUCAUCUGAUUAGCUUAAUUUUUUCUGGAGAUAUUCGCUUUUGAAGAAGACACUAACAUUUUUUCGUAUUUUUUACAUUAAAACCAUACCUUUGCUUUUGGUCCUAAUCGAUAGACAACAUAAUAAUAGUUAUGAUUUAUGUAUGUCACUGUCGUUGAAAAACCUUAUUGUUAUUGUUUGUUGGGCAGUUACUCCAGCAGAUAUGGUUUUAAGUCCAAAAGUUGAUCUCUACCAUAAUCAAUUAAAGCAACAAUUGCUGUCCUCCAUGCGCGAAUUUCGAGUUCCCGGGCUUCACGCCCUGGGGCUACUCGAGAACGGUUGUGAAAGGAGCGGUGCGCGAUAGCCUGGUGCCUCCAUAUGGCGCGGAACAGUUCUGGGGCUUUAUGACUCAAUUGAAUGGAGUGAGAGUAUCGCGUUCUUGAACACUUCAGAGCUGCUCAACUGCGUGAAAGGAGGACAGCAAAUAUCCGAUACUUCAGUAAAGGGAAAUUAAAACAACUUUCGUUGCUCGUCAUCAAUGACACCAUGCGUCUUAUGGGGUUUGCUUAAAACCAUCAACCAUCUCUACUAGAGUAAACGUCAAUAAACAAUAAUAAUAUGACUUUUCAAUGAGAGUGACAUUACAACAAUAAACACUAUUUUAUAAUUACUGCGUUAAAAUCGUUAAAAAUAACUAACUAAAACUAAAAGUGCGUUAAAAAUCGUUACUGUCUUAUUUAAAAGCGAAAAUCUCUAAUGAAAAUAAAGCUAUUGAGGCGAGUUAAAAAACAAACUAUGGAGAAAAGACGUAACUAGAUGAUAAAAUAAUUUUUAAAUUCCUUGCUUUUUUAACACAUUCUACAGGGAGGGGUUUCAAACUUUCACCAAACAACAAUUAAUCUAUCAACAUUUUGUUUUCCCUCGUAUAAUUGAGAGAUGCAAAUUUUCAUUUUUAAUUUAUAAAAAGAUACUAAAAAGUUAAAUAACUUAGCUACAAAUUGCUUAAAAAAUCGGUCCAUUAGAACAAAAUAUAUUAAACUUUAAAAUAUAUCAAACUUUUAAGGCUUUUCGUUAGGGAGAGUGUAGGUAUACUGUAUAUAUUUUUUUCUAUAUUUAAUCUAAGUUUCCUACUAUUAGUAGUAAAUAUUUAUUCACUGGAGGUGAAAUCAGUUGCAGCACAGUACAAGUAGAUUUUAGUAUUACUAAUUAAAGUGCUCAUUUGAUUCGUUUAGAAAAUACUAAGCCAUUUUGUAUCUUUUUCAUCUUUCGUGUGCACAUUGUAAAAAUUUCUAACCUAAGGUAAGUUUAAAUUCGAUAAUCAAAAAGUAAAAGCCAGUUAUUAAGGUUACAUAUUGUGCUAAAUUACAAAAAGGUACAUUUUACCUAGAAGUAGAUAAAAUAAUUUUGUAAAUAUUUAAAUUAUAUAUUUAUUGUAAUUGUCUAGAUAAUAUACAUUUGUAUUAGGUACGUUUUUGUCCGUGCGGACUACAGGGAUUUAUUAAAGGUAUCAUGUAUAGAUUUAAAUUACAAACUUGAAAUAAUAGCCAUGAAAUUAAU
Molecule: messenger RNA, 3973 nt
Organism: Sitophilus oryzae (rice weevil)
Lineage: Eukaryota; Metazoa; Arthropoda; Insecta; Coleoptera; Curculionidae
Product: glucose dehydrogenase [FAD, quinone]
Exons: 10
Coding region: 157-2046 (629 amino acids)
Molecular function (GO): flavin adenine dinucleotide binding; oxidoreductase activity, acting on CH-OH group of donors
Source: RefSeq, a predicted model, not a curated record